This is a messenger RNA of Monascus purpureus, 1686 nucleotides long. NCBI's taxonomy places the organism in Eukaryota, Fungi, Ascomycota, Eurotiomycetes, Eurotiales, Aspergillaceae. The record is from the annotation of a GenBank genome assembly.
UCACGAUUCAACAAAGGCGAUACCAUACAGGUCCAUGGAAUUCAUGUAUUUACCCAGACGGGUGGGGCUUGCAUGUGAAGGCGAUUCUUCCAUUGCCCCAACCGCAGAUUAUUAUGCCUGCACGUCUCAACCUUAUCGCAAUCCAUCCUUGUCUGCAUUCUUGUUGGAAGAGAAAGCUCCCAACUCUUCUGACGCUGGGAAAAAUAUCUCUGUAGACGAUGGCCUAGCAACUCUCUGGUCUUUCCGACUCUACAGUUCCAUCCUCAACCCGAUCCUUCCACUGCAUUGUUCACCCGAUCUUUUUGCAGGCUGGAAGGACUCGAUUUGCCAUCAGUCCGCAGAUUUCCUGUCAAUUCCCGCAAUUCACACAGUACAGAUAGUACUCUCACUUCAGACAUGGGCGCCCCAGCACCACCAGACCCCGAAAACACUGUGAUAUAUUCUACUACCCUCCCGGUCUUCUAUACUGUCAUCCCGGCUUCGAUCAGGCGGCGGAUCCCACGGCUCUACCAUUCCCUGCAUAGGUCGUUCGGCAGCAGUGGUGAGAAUGGCAACGAGAACGAGAAACGUCAUGUUGGGAAUGAAAGCGAGCUCUGUGCAAGGGGGCUAACAUCUGCGUCGGAGCCGCAGUUGGCGUAUUCCACUGGAUCAAUUGUCGCGGGGUUUGCGGACGGAGACGCUGCUGCUAUUGCCGCAUCUGCAUCUGCUGCAUGUGCUACUCGUCCGGGAUCAUCUGGGAGCAGUAGCGAGAGGUCGUUGCAUUCAGUGGAUACUUCGACUUGGAAUGCGUCCGAAGGAAGAGAGGGCGCUAACGUCAUGACGAAGUAUGAGAUCGACUCUGGGUUGAAGUGGAAUCGAAUCGUUCCCGCAUUCAACCUCCUCCGAAGCGCAGGCUACGAAGCCCAACAGAACAACCCAGACACUCCCCUAAUCAGAUCCCUCUACGUCAACGCAGUGGGAUACCUCCUUUCCGCGCUUCCCGACAGCCUCACCACGAAAGAAGUAGCCCUCCUCCAAGAAAAACUUCCCGAAGCCGUCAGACCGCGCAGUGCCUCACAACCCCCAGCAGCAGUAGAAGAAGAAACCAGCGUGACCUUCACUGGCCUGGAAGGAACCCACAAAUCUAAAUCAAAACCCCAGGUCAUAUCCAAAUACACGCAGCCAGAACGCUCAUGCCUCCAUCGCCUCCUCGCAUCCGGAAUAAUUCAAUUCUUCCUUCUCCUCCAAUUCCUCAUCCCUUACAUCAAAGUCCUCUUGUACCAUCUCUACCGGUACGAACGAUCUCACCACAUCACGGAGCGGGUCGUCGCGACGACGCUGGACGUGGCUGAUAGUCUCGGGAAAGGGGGCGUGAGCUUGGGGUCUGCCAUACUCCGGUUGAAUGAGGGGAAGGUCGGUGCUGCGGUGUCGGAUCUUGCCGGGUGGUGGGUGGAGGGGGUCGCGGGGGGUGUCUAUGAGGGUGUCGGAGAGGGGAUGAUGAUUUUAGGGGUUUUGAAGUCGAAUGGUAAUAGUACCGGGGGUGGGAAUGGUCGUUCGGAGGUGGAUGGUGUCUCUAGGUGUUGAUAGAGGGGCUGCUUUUUUUUGGGCUUUUUGGGUGGUUUAGUUCAAUGGGCUUUUUUAUACAUGGUUUGGCGUAUGUGAUGGGAUGAUGACGACUUGUUACUAUUCUUGUUAUCUAGAUCUAGA